Messenger RNA from Brassica napus (rape), 3302 nucleotides. Its product is annotated as protein DETOXIFICATION 39. The record is from RefSeq and is a predicted model, not a curated record. Gene Ontology annotation, molecular function: xenobiotic transmembrane transporter activity; antiporter activity. Gene Ontology annotation, biological process: xenobiotic detoxification by transmembrane export across the plasma membrane. Gene Ontology annotation, cellular component: membrane. NCBI's taxonomy places the organism in Eukaryota, Viridiplantae, Streptophyta, Magnoliopsida, Brassicales, Brassicaceae. The transcript has 8 exons. Bases 1587 to 3110 code for a protein of 507 amino acids.
UAAAAUAAUUAUUCUUCUUGGUAAACAAUUUAAAACUCAUCAAAACAAGAGAGCAAGUUAAAAAAAAAGCCGAUAGAAAAGCUCUCUAGUGUGAAACCCUAAAGGAAUCUCGCUAUCUUCCAUGUCUGUUCACAGAUCCUUUUUCUCCUCCCUUUAAAGUUGUCUGCUAUUCCUCUGUUUGCCGCGGAACAGUUUGAAGAGCCUUCGUUUUCCAGAUCUGAUGAACCUUUGGUAGAUCUGUGGGCAUGAGCGAUGUCUCUCGGUGGUGUAUAAGGUUUCACCCUUGUCCGGUCUCCGUCUGCGUCUCUGAUCAAGGUAAAGUUUCAACCUUUGUGGUUCUUCUGUGAUGUGGUGGUUGUUCACAACCUGUUUAGAGUGGUUCUGCGACAGUUUGAGAGGGUUGAACCCGGUUAGUCUCUCAUGGAUUUUGGGGUUGCCUUAACUAAUCUUUGAUUCAGCAACGGUGUAGCAGUGUCGUGGUUGUGUGUGGUGAGCAGGUGAAGGUCAUGGUCCUUGAGAUGAAGAUGGUUUUAGGUUACCUCUUAUCUCCCGGUUACGAAGGUCCCUCUCGCACCUUGAAUAAGUGUUCUUCCUGGGUGCUUCUAGUCUCUGGUUUUCCUCUGUGUCUUUGUAUGGUGAAGCAAUAUAACGAGGUGGAGCCGUGAAGAUCUCCAGAUGAAGGUGCGGUUGAGGUGGACCUUAUUUCGAGUUUUGUCUCUUCACGGUUUUGUGCCUUGGUGUAGGCGUUGUGGUUUAGUAGUCGUCAUCGUGAACAUGUGGUUCAGAUGAGGUCUUGAUGGUUCAGGCGUUGUCAUUGUGAACUUGGGGUUCAAUGAAGUCUCUGCGCUCCCGGUAUAUUGCGUUGCGUGCUAUCUUGCUUAGUUCAUGGUAAGAAAUCCGGCUAGUUAUUGAUUGUUAAGUCUUUGCCUUUUCUAUCUAGUGUUGAUUUGAUCUGGGUUUGUUGAAGGAGUUUAGGAGUUGAUUUAUAUUUCAGUUGUUCAUGUGUCACCCGUGUAUUUUGGAUUUUCGAUCCCUUUUUUUGGGUUUAGCUUCCGGGGAGGUCUAUGUGUUCGGCCGGUUUUCUAAUGUUAUCAAUGAAAUCGAAAGGGAAAGAAAACAAUUUAAAACUCAUUUUCCGUGUAACUUUGUUUUUAGCGCCAACUUAAUUAAUCAUCAAGAUCUGAUCUCUGCUUUUAAUUAGAUCAAUAUAUAUAUAUAUAUAUUAAACAUUUUUUUGUUAAAAUUAAGAAUCAUGUUUUUCCCGUUUUGUGUUACAUUUUAUAGGUUAAUUUAAAAUAAUUUCAUCAUGAUUUUGUUCUAUAUGAAAAAUUGGCAACAUCUUUUGUACUGUCCCGUGAACCCACCGGGCAGUUUCAUAUCGCUAUCUUCACUUUUGCUUUCUAAAACUUCAUUAUUUGUUUUUAUAGGCACAAAUAGAUUUGUUUUCUUAUUUUCAUUUUGAUUAUUUUAAAACCCCACAUCUGCGACCAAGUCCCUCCUCAGUCUUUAUAUAAACAUCUCUUCUCUCGACAACUUGGUAUCAAAUUACAAGUUAAAAAAAUAAAAUAAAAACCUAAAAAUAAUAUAUGGGUGUGUCAAGUGAUACGGUGGAGAAAUCCGAUCUUCAGCGACCGUUAGUGGAUCCGACAAACUCGGAUCCAAAACCACCCAAAGAUGUCGGACUCGAGAGCGUUUUAACGGAUAGUAGCCUUUCGUGUCGGAGGCGCGUGUACUUAGGCGCGUGCAUAGAGUUGAAGGUACUCUUCAGGUUGGCACUUCCGGCGAUACUUGUCUAUCUAGUCAACAGCGGAAUGAGUAUCUCCGCUCGUAUAUUCUCCGGACAUCUCGGCGGUCAAGAACUCGCCGCCGCAUCCCUCGGAAACAGCUGCUUUUUUCUCGUCUACGGCCUCAUGUUAGGCAUGGGCAGUGCAGUCGAGACACUAUGUGGACAAGCAUAUGGAGCCCAACGGUUCGAUAUGCUUGGGACCUAUCUCCAACGAGCAACAAUUGUCCUCGCUUUAGUGGGUUUGCCCAUGACAGUUCUAUACACCUUCUCAUACCCGAUCCUACUCAUGUUAGGCGAACCCAAAUCAGUGUCUUACAAGGCUUCUUUGUACAUCGCUGGACUCCUCCCUCAAAUCUUCGCCUACGCCGUCAACUUCACGGCCCAAAAGUUCCUCCAGGCCCAAAGUGUGGUGAUUCCCAGCGCGUACAUCUCAGGCGCCGCCCUUCUCCUCCAAAUCUUGCUGACGUGGUUUGCCGUUAACGUAAUGGGCAUGGGCCUUAUUGGAAUCGCUUGUGUUCUUACAGUCUCAUGGUGGGUGAUGGUUGUGGCCCAGACUUUGUAUAUAACGUGUAAUGAAAGGUUUAAACACACGUGGACUGGACUUAGCUCGAGAUCGUUCCAAGGUCUUUGGAGUUUCUUUAAACUCUCUGUUGGGUCUGCUGUUAUGAUCUGUCUGGAAAUGUGGUACUCACAGAUUCUUGUUCUUCUCGCUGGUUUGCUUGAGGAGCCUGCUCUCUCUCUAGAUUGUCUCUCCAUCUGUAUGGCAGUUUCAGCAUUGUCCUUCAUGGUUUCUGUCGGCUUCAAUGCGGCUGCAAGUAUACGAACAAGUAAUGAGCUCGGAGCAGGGAAUCCAAAAUCAGCUUUGUUCUCUACAUGGACGGCGACUUUUGUUUCCUUCAUGAUCUCCGUUGGGGAGGCGCUCGUCCUAAUGGCGUCACGUGAUUACAUCAGCUACAUCUUCACGUCGGACGCUGACGUGGCUAAGGCCGUCUCUGACCUCUGCCCUUAUCUUGCCGUCACAGUCAUUCUCAACGGAAUCCAACCCGUCUUGUCCGGAGUGGCAGUAGGAUGUGGAUGGCAGACCUUCGUAGCAUAUGUAAAUGUUGGUUGUUACUAUGUUGUUGGUAUUCCCAUUGGUUGUGUUCUCGGUUUCACUUUCAAUUUGCAAGCUAAGGGAAUAUGGACCGGGAUGAUUGGAGGUACCCUCAUGCAAACUCUCAUCUUACUUUACGUCACGUAUAGAACAGAUUGGGAUAAAGAAGUGGAAAAGGCGAAGAAACGAUUGGAUAUGUGGGACGACAAGAAGGAUGCUGUCCAAAACUAGUUAUAGUAAGUCCGGAGGAGUGGAAGGCAAAAAAAAAAGAAAGAAUAGCAACUGUGUGGUCUGUGGAGGUGGUUUGAUGAAAAGAAGAUCCUUCUUUUUAAAAGAUUUUAGAAGUUGUAAAAUAGAAUAAAACUAUUCACAAGUCUUUGGGAAAACAUUGUUGGCUAAUUUGAUGGAUGGUUUCCUCAAUCU